Messenger RNA from Gossypium arboreum, 594 nucleotides. RefSeq lists its product as uncharacterized. Lineage: Eukaryota; Viridiplantae; Streptophyta; Magnoliopsida; Malvales; Malvaceae. The transcript has 4 exons. The record is from RefSeq and is a predicted model, not a curated record. Bases 1 to 594 code for a protein of 197 amino acids.
AUGGGAUUUGAGUUGGUUUAUGAGACUGAGGAUAAAGUUAGACAGAUUCAGGAUCAUCUGAAGGCAGCUUUUGAUAGACAAAAAUAUUAUACAGAUUUGAAGAGGUGUGAUAUUGAGUACUCUCUUGUGAGGUCCAUUGCUUAUCAGUUGGAGUUACCUCCUGAGUUAGGCCUUAUCUAUGAUGUGUUUCACGUUUUGAUGUUGAAGGGGUAUUGGUCUGGCCUAUCUCAUGUUGUCUCAGUUGAGGAGAUCGAGGUUAGGCCUGAUUUGACUUUUGAGGAGAAGCUGAUUCAGAUUCUAGAUCGUGAUAUUAAGGUUUUGAGGAGGAAGUCCAUUCUUCUAGUAAAAGUUUUAUGGCAGAAUCAUGGUACUGAGGAGGCCACGUGGAAAUUUGAGGCCUCGAUACAUCAGCAGUGUCCUCAUAUGUUUGGAUCAGAUUACUGUUGUUUUACUCAUUCAACUAUUGCUGCUACGAUUUUCAGUUUCGUUAAUUGGUUUGGAAAUCUUAAUGAUAGCCAAUAUAUAGUAGUAAUCGUUGAAUUUAGUGGCGUAGGAGAAUACGGUGAGACAAUGGUUGUGACUCCAACGGUUUAG